Messenger RNA from Esox lucius (northern pike), 1452 nucleotides. RefSeq names its product fibrinogen-like protein 1 (gene fgl1b). The record is from RefSeq and is a predicted model, not a curated record. The transcript is spliced from 11 exons. Bases 212 to 1216 code for a protein of 334 amino acids. NCBI's taxonomy places the organism in Eukaryota, Metazoa, Chordata, Actinopteri, Esociformes, Esocidae.
CGAAUUUGCUUACCUGUAGGUUCUCACUAACCUUAAUUUAGUACACCCUAUCCUACAAAUGUCCAGGAUGAAACGCUCAAUCAGAACAUGCGGAACCGGGCGAUCCCGUCAAGGGAUGAUAAAUCACCAAUAAAACGGGCACGUACUAGGACACACUGGACUUACAACAUACUUUCCUUGGACCAACAGAAGAAACACUCUUGAAACUAAGAUGACAUCUCUGGUCCUUCUGCUGGCUCUGGUGUUGUGCCAAACCUUGGCUUCACCUCACCUUUCAGUGUCAGACCCGUGUGUUCUGGAACUGGAGGAGUUGAGACGUGAUGUUCGCAUUUUGGAGAAUAAACUGCUGAUAGGGGCAUGGCAGCUCACACACCUGAAGACGCACAGUUUUAUCCAUCUUCCGCAAUCCAGCACCAACCUAACAGAGAGCUUCAAGACAGGAGUUCUAGAUACUCUCCCUCCAGCAGGAAGCCUCACUGUGUAUGACAGAGACUGCUCUGAGCUGUUUGAGAGGCUGAGGCCCGCCUCCGGGUUUUACCGGAUCAGACCCAGAGUGGACCAGGAGCCAGUCCUGGCCUUCUGUGACAUGGAGGACGGAGGGGGUUGGACGGUUCUGCAGAGACGGAGACACGGCAGGGUGGACUUCAACAGGGACUGGGUGGAUUACAGAGACGGAUUUGGAGAUUUCAAGCUGUGGAACGACGAGUUCUGGCUUGGCAACGAACACAUCCACUCUCUGGUGAAGGACGGUGAGAACCUGGUGAAGAUCGAUCUGAUGGACUGGGGAGGACAGAGGAGACACGUCUACUACCAGAACUUCAAGAUCGCAGAUGAGAAGGACAGCUACCGCCUGUUUUACGGUCUGUAUAGUGGAGAUGGAGGAGAUGCCCUCUCCGGUGGCACUGGAAUGCUGGAGCAGUGGUCUGACUCUCUCAGCGGCAUGCCGUUCAGCACCAGAGACCAGGACCAUGACCGCUAUCUACAAGGCAAUUGUGCUCAGGAGAACCGAGGGGGUUGGUGGUACAACAGGUGUCAUGCAGCCAAUCUGAACGGGAAGUUCUACCGAGGCGGACCCUACCAGGGUCGUUAUGACAACGGUGUGGUGUGGGGCACCUGGAGAGGCCUGUGGUACUCCCUCAGACACACGUCCAUCAAGCUCCGGCCUCUGUUGACCCUGGACAGGGUGGCGGGCAGUGGUGCAGGCCCAGACGGGUAGAGAGCUCAGGAAACACUCCGGCUUCACGCAGUGCUAGGCCCCAGUGCUAGGCCCCAGUGCUAGGCCUCACAGUUAACCACAUAUCCAUCUUCAGUAGGCAAGAAUGGAGACAACCAGUAGAACUUUAAAAAUACAUUAUUUUUAUUUUGUUGUUUUUUUCCUGUUCACUCAUUCUUUGUAAAUAGAUCAAAAUUCAAUCAUUAAUGUCUUCGCAGUUUCAUGGUAGUUAACAUUGA